AUGACACAGAUGAGCACAAUGACAGAGACGGAGGAAAGCCGUACUGACCAAAAGGUGGCAUCCUUUAUGGCUGCCUUUGCCUUAUCCCAGUUACCUCGUUUAGCAGUUUCAGCUGGUAAGUUUUCUGCUGUAAGGUUCAGGAUCAGUUCUGGUUACAUUCCUCUCUUCCUUAAUCAGAUGAUUAUCUCAUAUAGAAUUGCUGCUUUACUUGGGACAAUGGUGAUGAACGGGUUACUUUUGGGUUCACCUACAUUUAAGGAUCGUCUGAACAUUGUAUCUUCCAUAUGCACCUCUCUGAUGUCCCUUUGUUACGCUGUAACGUUGGUGACGUUCUACACUGGAGGGGACGAAGGAUACAUUACGGCUUAUUACUGGGGUAUUGUAUUGACAUCAUUCAUGUACGGUUGUAGUGUUGUCUCUGUAACAACCUUGGCGUCGAGUGAAAUCGCAGGAUAUUUGGCGGCUAUACCAGCGGCAUCUAUAGUCUCUUCUUCUUAUCACCUCUCAUUUGUCAAGCUUGGGAACAAAUAUAGACUUCAAAAUAUAAACUACUGGGUAGUAGUAUGGCAAAUUAUCACUGCGAUUUGUCUAGCAGUAAUUGCAGCAGGAAUUUGGAUACCUGCGUACGGCAGUAGCCAGACUAAUAAAAGUAGUACUAGUAAUGAUGAUUUUUGGACUGGUUUGAGCCUGUCUGGAUCACCACUACUUCUAGCUGCAUUCGGUUAUGGACUGCAGUAUGCCUUUUAUCCUGCUAUUGCACCUUAUAAACUUGCUGGUAUUCAAAAAGGUUUUUACAUCUCCCUGAUAUUGCUUUAUACUGGAGCAAUACCACCUGCCAUUUUACUCUAUCUAAAGGAGGCAAAGAAGGGUCCUGGCAGGAAAUGGGAUGGUGUAAAUAUCCUCUGGCAUUGGUCUUGGCUCUUUUUUGUUCUAGAAGUUACAUGUGCAUACAUUUUCACGAUUAUAUUGCACUAUCCAGACGGGUUUAUAGCCAGAACACUUCGGCAUAGUACGGUACUCCUCACACUUGUUAUUGUCUUGUAUGAUAUGUGUGUACAUACUACGAGGGGUAUUGGGUCUAACGGGGCCUCAAGGCAAACAACGAAGAAUGACGGUAAGAGUAAGAACCAACAAAUGGCUACACUAAACACAUUACUUUAUUCUAUAAUGCAGUUGGUAUGCGCUUUUAUGGGUAAUGGUUAUCUCAAGACGUACAGACAGGCAGAGAAGGAUCUAGACAACUGGCCUACUGCUCACUAUGGCUUUUUGAAAUCGCUUGGCUACUGGUGCGGCUGCUCUACAAAGUGUGCAUGCAAAAAUCUUCUGACAGCCUUCACCACAGACGUCAGAGGAUCUAUUGUUGAAAAGAGGGAAUUUCUCUAUGUCGUAUAUGCUGAUGAAGUGGAUAAUAUUAGAAAGCCUCCCAAGACAAAAGAUCCUACAGUCAUGAAGAUUGUUCAUGGUAUAUAA
This is a messenger RNA of Theileria equi strain WA, 1470 nucleotides long. RefSeq lists its product as hypothetical. Bases 1 to 1470 code for a protein of 489 amino acids. The record is from RefSeq and is a predicted model, not a curated record. The transcript has a single exon. Lineage: Eukaryota; Apicomplexa; Aconoidasida; Piroplasmida; Theileriidae.